Molecule: messenger RNA, 1377 nt
Organism: Manihot esculenta (cassava)
Lineage: Eukaryota; Viridiplantae; Streptophyta; Magnoliopsida; Malpighiales; Euphorbiaceae
Exons: 2
Coding region: 94-1077 (327 amino acids)
Source: RefSeq, a predicted model, not a curated record
UAGCUUCCCUUUCCUCUUAUUGGGUUCACAUUUCUUUCUUCCAUUUCAGGGUCGAUUGAUUCUUCGCUUCUGAUCCACCAACACGAGGCAAUCAUGGCAGGAGAGUCUUCAGCUGAGUUUCAAGACUGGGAGGUCCUAGUCAACUCGGACGCUGACCUGAUUAAUUCGCCAAAUUCCCCCAAUAAUUCCAGGACUUUGGAUGAAAUUGAGGCUGAUUCUGAAGGUGUGCUCAAGUUAGAUUACUUCUCCCUUGAUAAUGAUAGCCGUUAUGCCAAAACUGUUGUUGAUGCCAGUGAAGAGGGUUCUGUGGAGUCUGAUAAUCCCAGUUGGAUUGAUCCUGGGCCGGAACCUCGGUAUCAGAGGAGGAAUUCGGGCGAGUUCUGGUCCGAUUCGGGUAGUGAUCGGUCUGAUGAGAGGAAAUUUAGUGAUUCUGAUGUGAAAAACGAAUUGGGUAUUGUGGAAAACGUGAAAACCGAAGUUGGUUUUGAAGGGAUUAGAGAAAUUGAAGGUAAAGAUGGCAAGGAAGGGAAAUUUGAGUCUCCUGAGGGUAAUUUUAGUAAUAUGGUGAGUAAAAAUGAAAUAAGCUUUGAUGAGAAGUUCUUGCCUGAUUCAAGUGGUGAGUACCUGGUUUUUGGUGAUAUUGGGAAGGUGAAUGAGGGUUCUGAGUUUAUGGGUGAGUCCAACACUGAAAAUGCGCCCAAAGAGGAAAGUUCUAACGUUGUUGCAGCUGGAGAAAGAAAACCUGUUGGUAAUGAGGAGAACAGGAAGACAGUGUGGUGGAAGGUUCCUUUUGAAUUAUUGAAAUAUUGUCUUUUUAGGGUCGGUCCGGUUUGGUCUUUCUCCAUGGCUGCAGCUGUAAUGGGAUUUGUUAUCCUGGGACGGAGAUUGUACAAGAUGAAGCGCAAGACAAGGAGCUUGCCACUUAAGGUUACUGUUGAUGAUAAGAAGGUGUCUCAGUUUGUGAGUCGUGCUGGACGCCUUAAUGAAGCAUUUUCGGUUGUGAGACGGGUACCCAUAGUACGACCACUAUUACCUUCAUCAGGGGUAAAUUCAUGGCCUAUGAUGACUCUGAGAUAAAGAUAUUGUUAUGGAGAAGGGUUAAUGGAGAAGCAUUAUGUGAACAUAUUUGGGAUUUAAUGUUCAUAUUUCUUUUCUCUGUAAGUAAUCCGAAUGUUUUAAAUUUCCUUCUCUCUAUGAACUUGUUUAAAUGCGUGUAUAAAUGCCAGAUGGGGAUAUUGUAUAAGGUCAAAGAUGGUGUCCUGUAUUGUUCUGAGCUACUUCCCUCACCUCUUCUCGUCAUGUCGUGUAAUCAGCAUUGUAAGGUUUGUACUUUGAAAGAAAUGGAAUGUAAUGAUAAUGUAGUAAAUUUCUAUUCUA